Octopus bimaculoides (California two-spot octopus) is the source of this 1111-nucleotide messenger RNA. RefSeq names its product tRNA-uridine aminocarboxypropyltransferase 2. The record is from RefSeq and is a predicted model, not a curated record. NCBI's taxonomy places the organism in Eukaryota, Metazoa, Mollusca, Cephalopoda, Octopoda, Octopodidae.
GACAUCCUAUACACGAGAAUACGCGCUGCAAAAACAGGAAAUAAAUGCCAGCUGAGUUCGAGAGUUAACUCCCUUGAACCAUGUAUUUGCUAGCUUUGUACAAGAGUUGGUUAUGGAUGACAACGUUGAAACAGAAUCUUUUUUGGACGAUCUUUAUGAUUUUGCAAAUGAAGAACCUGUUAUUAAUACCAAACGCCAGACAUGUAGCCGGUGUUGCCGUCCUGUGACAGUCUGCUGGUGCCCGUAUCUCCCACGAGAACCAAUUCAACUUUCUACCACAGUUUAUAUUCUUCAACAUCCAUUUGAGGAUAACCAAUGUCUGCGUACUGUUCCUAUGUUGUAUCACAGCCUUCCACCUGGAAAAUGCCAUAUUAUUCGUGGUAAAAGGUUCUCGCCUGAAAAGCCUGCAAUUUCGAAGGACAGGGCAAGUCACUUAGACCAACCCCAGUACUCAGCUGAAACUUAUUUUAUCAACAUCCGAAAGGACGCAAGGCAAAUCCAAGUUCAGAUUAAAAGUGGUAUGAUUAGCAAAUAUGUCAUUCGAACUCAACCAACUGAUGUGUGUCUAUCAACUCUAGAGUCUGCUGCUGUUGCAUUAUCUUACCUUGAAAAGAAACCAUAUCUUGUUGAAACUCUUACAAAACCUUUGGAAGCUUUAUGCCAGUUCCAGUUGAAUCAUGGUGCUCAGAAACAUCAGAGUAAAGAAUAUCUGAUUAAAAACGGACUUUAUAGAAAAAAAAUUAAAUCUUCUUGGUUGAAAAAACUUAAUGUCAGCUGAGAAUUGCCUUAGUUGUUUUCAGUUCUCAAAGUUCCUGUCUUGAUAAUUUGGGUUUCAAUAUAUUUAUUUUCAAAGUGAACAUCUUUCAAAUAAGAAAGAAACCAAUUUUAUUUUUGAGAAUAUAGUUUAUUUUUAUCAGUUUAUUUAAGUACUAUUAUAAGUUUUGUUUUUGAAUUGUUGCUGAAGUUCUCUAUAAAUUCUUUUGAUUGUUAUCUGUAAAGUCAGAAUUUUAUGAAAAAACUUGGAACAGUUAUACAUUACAGCAUCAAUUCUGUGUGAAGAUUUCAUGGUUCUAAUUGUUGAUAAAUAAAUAAUUUAAAAACGAAGGGAAAA